This is a messenger RNA of Octodon degus (degu), 1823 nucleotides long. It is a transcript of the gene Galk2, whose product is annotated as galactokinase 2. Gene Ontology annotation, molecular function: galactokinase activity; ATP binding. The transcript has 11 exons. Bases 87 to 1481 code for a protein of 464 amino acids. Gene Ontology annotation, cellular component: cytoplasm; cytosol. Gene Ontology annotation, biological process: carbohydrate phosphorylation; galactose metabolic process. NCBI's taxonomy places the organism in Eukaryota, Metazoa, Chordata, Mammalia, Rodentia, Octodontidae. The record is from RefSeq and is a predicted model, not a curated record.
CAGAGCUGAGUCGCAGUCGCCGGAAGAGCUGCCGCGUGAUCGCCCAGAGCCCGGUGUCCUGGCCGGUGAAGGAGGAUCCGGGCGCUAUGGCAGCGGAGGGCCCGGCCACGCGUCCGGUCCAGGUGGCAGAACAUCCCAGGUUGCUGAAGCUAAAGGAAAUGUUUAAGUCUAAGUUUGGAUCCAUCCCCAAGUUUUAUGUUCGAGCACCAGGAAGAGUCAACAUCAUAGAAUUUUUUGACUUACCAAAAAUUCACGAAAACAAUACAAAGAAUUCGCACAUGUCCAUGGACGAAUCCUCUAUGCUCUAUAUCAAAGAAGUGUUUGAUGUCCCUUUGCUGCUGGAGGUGGCCAUUGUUUUGGGGAGACUGAGGGACUUCAGCACUAGUGCUAAUACCAUUCAGAUUGACCAAAGCAAGCCUCGGUGGCACAACUAUUUCCUGUGUGGAUUUAAAGGCAUCCAGGAACACUUUGGGCUUCGUGACCUGACUGGGAUGAACUGCCUGGUAGAUGGGAAUAUCCCGCCAAGCUCCGGCCUGUCCAGCUCCAGUGCUCUGGUCUGCUGUGCUGGCCUUGUGACGCUCACAGUCCUGGGGAUGCAGCUGUCCAAGGUGGAGCUUGCGGAAAUCUGUGCCAAGAGUGAGCGUUACAUUGGUACUGAAGGAGGAGGGAUGGACCAGUCCAUCUCAUUUCUUGCGGAAGAAGGAACCGCCAAGCUGAUAGAGUUUAGCCCUCUGAGGGCAACCGAUGUGAAGCUCCCGAGUGGAGCAGCGUUUGUGAUCGCCAAUAGCUGUGUGGAAAUGAACAAGGCCGCAACAUCCCACUUCAACAUCAGAGUAAUGGAGUGCCGGCUGGCCGCCAAGCUCCUGGCCAGGCACAAAGGCUUGCAGUGGGAUCAAGUCCUGCGGCUGGAGGAGGUGCAGGCCCAGCUGGGAAUCAGCCUGGAUGAGAUGCUCUUGGUCGCGGAGGACAUCCUUCACCCUGAGCCCUACAGCCCCGAGGAGGUCUGCAGGUGCCUGGGAAUUAGCCAGGAGGAGUUGCGGACCCGGAUCCUAAGUCCCAACACCCAGGAUGUGUCUGCCUUCAAGCUCUACCAGCGGGCCAAGCACGUGUACAGCGAGGCAGCCCGGGUGCUGCAGUUCAAGAAGAUCUGUGAGGAUGGCCCUGAGGACGCGGUGGCGCUGCUGGGGGAGCUGAUGAACCAGAGCCACCGCAGCUGCCGGGACCUGUACGAGUGCAGCUGCCCCGAGCUGGACCAGCUGGUGGACACCUGCCGGAGGGCCGGAGCACAGGGCUCGCGGCUCACCGGCGCAGGAUGGGGCGGCUGCACGGUGUCCCUGGUGCCAGUGGACGCGCUGCCCGGUUUCCUGGCCCGGGUGCAUGAAGCCUACUACCAGGGGAGCGGGCGCGGCAUGGCCCCCGGGCAGCACAGCCUGUUUGCGACCAAGCCUGGAGGCGGGGCUCUGGUUUUCCUGGAGGCCUGAACAAUGUCAAAAGUCUCUGAGAAACUAUUUAGGGCAUUCAGGAACUGGCAGGCCUUUCCACGCCGCAGCAAAUUAACCUUGUCUCCGCUUUGUAUUAGGUCGAAGGGCUGUUAUUAACAAGAUGCAUGUCCAAAGUCGGCUGAAAGCCCCCUAUGCUUUAUAAUGAUUAUUUUUUCCAUCUUAAAAUAUUUUUUCUUUUAUUUUUUACCAAUAUGAGCCAAAGUUAAGCUUGGACAGAUGAUUUACUAAGACUUAUUAGUCUGGGAUUUUAAGAUGAAUGGUAAAGCACACUAAUACACAGACUGGACUUGAAUUAAACACACUGCUGCAAUUAAAAGGCUA